This is a messenger RNA of Sphenostylis stenocarpa, 330 nucleotides long. The record is from the annotation of a GenBank genome assembly. NCBI's taxonomy places the organism in Eukaryota, Viridiplantae, Streptophyta, Magnoliopsida, Fabales, Fabaceae.
AUGGAACCAAAAGCUAUGGCUUCAGAGUCGUUUGGAAGGUUUAAUAUUUCUCCGUCUCAAGUUGCAUCCAUAAUCGAUCAUUAUCUCUCCGCCAAUAAUUUCUCCCUCACGCGUGCCACCUUCCGAAUGGAGGCUUCCUCCCUCUUUGCCAAUUCGCCAGUCAACCAGAUUUCAACACCAAACGAGGGUACUCCUCCUUGCAAGGAAAUAGAAGAGGACUGGCCACCCGUGAAAUUCUUAGAUUCAGAUAUCGAUGACAUUGAUUUUUCAAACCUAAGAACAUAUUUGUCUGAUCAUGAAGUUGCAGCUCAUUCCAAAGAUAAUGCUUGA